This is a messenger RNA of Nymphaea colorata (pocket water lily), 3401 nucleotides long. Its product is annotated as microtubule-associated protein 70-1-like. Gene Ontology annotation, molecular function: microtubule binding. The record is from RefSeq and is a predicted model, not a curated record. The transcript is spliced from 11 exons. Lineage: Eukaryota; Viridiplantae; Streptophyta; Magnoliopsida; Nymphaeales; Nymphaeaceae. Gene Ontology annotation, biological process: cytoskeleton organization. Bases 1182 to 3014 code for a protein of 610 amino acids.
AUGUAUACAACAGAACAUGACUCCCAUAUAUUCAACUUUUGACUUGCCUUUGACUUGAAGAUCUUCGGUUGGUGGUCCUUUUUCAUUUUAUAUGCAGUCCAAUUGAUGAAGGCACACCAGAAACAGGUCUAAAAAAAUGGUUUAGUGGGGAAGAGGAAGAUCAAUUGUAUCUUGUUGGGCAUUUUGCUUGCUAAUCACUCAUUUGAUCUUAACUAACUUGAAAAGGCAAUCAACUUUUUCAUGGUUGAUUAUAAACUUAAUCCUACCUGACCCACUAAUAUGAUCCCACUCACGUUGAAAGCACAAGUUAUCUUUCGGAAAACUGUUGCUAAUGGUGGGGUUCUUGUUCUUGUUCUUGUUCUUUCUUAAAGUGAUCUGUACGGAACUCUCGACGCAUCUCGACAGUGUAUUUGUAGGUCAUGAAUUCCAACCUACCCCUAAUAACUUCAGCUCUUUGGUUAGAAAUAAGGAUAACCAACCACUUAAAUAACCUUUUAUAAACACCACGAGAUUUUUCAUAAUUUUAGAUAAGAUUAAAUUUUCACGUUACAGUAUUGAAAUUUAUAUUUGAUGGUUUGGAAUUUUGAUUAAAAAGUGAAAAGAAUCAUAAUUUCUAGUCGAACUGAUAUGAAAUCAAAGCUUCAGGUUUUAGUUUCUUAAUUUCGGAAAUACAAUACCUUGUUUGUUUAAAGAUUUCAACUUCAAGUAUUUUGAUUCUAAAAUGUCAUGAGUCUAAGUGUACCAAAUGUCCCUUAAAUGAUAGUUUAAAGUGGUUUCCAACAAUAGAGAAUGAUAGUAUUAAAGUGGUUCCCUAAGGUUGGGUUCCUAGUAGUGAAAGAUCGGGUUCUCAAAUGGCUUUUCGGAAACAGUAAUCACUUAAAAGAAUUUCACGGGAAAGAAUGGUCAUGUAUCGAAAUUUUACUAUGAAACUCACAGUGGCUCUCUGCCUCUCUCUCCCUCACUCUCGACUCUGUGCCAGCAUCGUUGUUUUUGCAGACGAGGAGAACCGAGGCCGAGAGAGAGAGAGAGUCUUUGUCCAUCUCCCAGCCUUCACUUUUCCUUCGAUCUUAAGCAACUGAAAGCGUGGAACGGUGGAAGUGAUUCGGGGUUUCAGGAGAUUUUUGGAGUGCCUCCGGCUUUGAGGGUUUGGAUGCGAGGAAGGCAGAUCGGGCGUAAUUAGGAUGGCGGAUGCUUCCGGCGAGGGAAGCCGAGAAGGUUCGGCACCGGAGCUAAGCUGCAGCGGCAAUGGUUCAGCGGGGACGCCGGCGCUGACUGUCUCUGGUUCGUUCAAGGUGAAAAAGAAGAGCGUGAUGCGGCCGAGCCUGGAUGCCGAUGAGUUCAUUAACCUCUUACACGGUUCGGAUCCGGUAAAAGUCGAGCUCAAUCGGCUAGAAAAUGAAGUUAGAGACAAGGAUCGUGAGUUAUCCGAGGCUCAGGCGGAGAUUAAAGCGUUGAAAUUGUCCGAAAGGCAGAGGGAGAAGGCGGUGGAGGAGCUCAGGGAGGAAUUGGCGAAGGUGGAAGGGAAGCUCAAGCUGACAGAGUCUCUUCUGGAAAGCAAGAACCUUGAAAUUAAGAAAAUAAAUGAUGAGAAAAAGGCAUCGUUGGCUGCACAAUUUGCUGCGGAGGCAACACUCCGAAGGGUUCAUGCUGCUCAGAAAGAUGAUGACAUGCCCCCAAUUGAAGCCAUUCUUGCACCACUGGAGGCAGAGAUUAAGCUUGCUCGCCAAGAGAUUGCAAAAUUGCAGGAUGACAAUAAGGCAUUAGACCGCCUUACUAAAUCAAAAGAAGCAGCGUUGAUUGAAGCUGAAAGAACUGUUGAGAUUGCAUUGGCAAAAGCUUCUUUGGUGGAUGAUCUGCAAAAUAAGAACCAAGAGCUAAUGAAACAAAUAGAAAUAUGCCAGGAAGAAAACAAAAUUUUGGAUAAAAUGCACCGUCUGAAGGUUGCGGAAGUUGAAAAGCUCAGCCAAACUGUACAUGAACUGGAAGAAGCUGUUCUAGCUGGUGGUGCAGCUGCAAAUGCUGUGAGAGAUUAUCAGCGUAAAGUUCAAGAGAUGAAUGAGGAAAGGAAGACCCUCGAUAGGGAGUUGGCCCGUGCGAAGGUCACGGCAAAUAGGGUUGCUGUUGUGGUGGCAAAUGAAUGGAAAGAUGCGAAUGAUAAAGUUAUGCCAGUCAAACAAUGGCUCGAAGAAAGAAGAGUUUUGCAGGGGGAGAUGCAACAGCUCCGAGAUAAACUUGCUGUGGUAGAGCGUGCUGCUAGAUCUGAAGCACAGUUAAAAGAAAAAUAUCAGCUUCGAUUGAAAGUUCUUGUGGAAAGCUUGAGAGUAUCUACAAAUGGUACCACAAGGUCUUCCUCAGAGGGAAGAAGUGUCAGCAAUGGUCUGCCACGGCGGCAGUCCCUUGGCGGAGCAGAUAAUAUUUCUAAACUGACAACCAGUGGCUCUCUCUCUAAGCGGCUGUCUUCCCACUCUUUCCAUUCAAGGUCUUCCAUUUCAAGCAGCAAUAGCAUGGUGUUGAGACAUGCAAAAGGGGCAUCGAGGUCCUUUGAUGGUGGUAGUAGGUCAUUAAAUCAGAGCAAGAUCCUGUCAAAUGGAACAGAAGCUAGCCAUUCUGUUGAUGAAGAUUCAAAAAGAACUAGAGAUAGUGAGACACAUAAUUCUUGGGAGGAUAGCCCUGACGGGAAGUUCAAUGAAGUUCCAAAAGGUGAUGGCAAUGAAUAUGUCUCUGUGUUGUUAUAUGAUAUGCUACAGAAAGAGGUUAUAGCAUUGAGGAAAGCUAGUCUGGAAAAGGAUGAAACCCUCAAAGAUAAGGAUGAAGCCAUUGAGAUGCUGGGAAAGAAGGUAGACACACUAACGAAGGCAAUGGAGGUGGAGGCUAAGAAGAUGAGAAGGGAAGUUGCUGCUAUGGAGAAGGAGGUAGCAGCUAUGCGGCUUGAAAAAGAACAAGAACAAAGAGCAAAGCGACUGAGUAGUUCCAAGGGUUCCAUGAGCUCUCAGGUGCUUCUUGGGCGACAUUGAAGAAGCACCUCGUGAGUAGCUGAAGAGUUCUGCCUGUGAUGUUAACAGAUUUCGUAUUUUAAGGGUGGCAUACUGUGUAGCUUUUGACUUUUUCCUCCAUAUUGAUUAAGCUUGUAAAUGCCGUCUUCGUGCGCUCCUGUGAUGGCAGAAGUUGGAGCUGGUGGAAGAAGCUGCUCGGUGUCCAUCUUGAUGGUUGCUUGCACGAAGCAGGACUAUGGCAUUUAAAAUGUUUUCUAACCUUUAGAAUGUAUUGAUAAAGUGCUUGAUUGAUUGUAUAGGUCUCUUUCUACUCUAAUUUCACAUCUUGUGCAUAUGAGUUUGUGAAUAUCUUGUAACAGAUCUCUGUGAUAUGAUUUGUUGUGCUAUUGGAUAAUACUGAUUUUGGUA